Loa loa (African eye worm) is the source of this 330-nucleotide messenger RNA. RefSeq lists its product as hypothetical. Bases 1 to 330 code for a protein of 109 amino acids. NCBI's taxonomy places the organism in Eukaryota, Metazoa, Nematoda, Chromadorea, Rhabditida, Onchocercidae. The record is from RefSeq and is a predicted model, not a curated record. The transcript has a single exon.
AUGCAAUCGGCAAAAGCACUGUUGUUAGCAAUACCUACACCACCACAUGUCAGAGAAAAGCUUAGGAAAAAAAUGAGCAAGAGGGAAAACACUCGGUUUAAAGCUGUCUCGAAAGACGCUCCAUCGCAGACUAGCAGUUGGAUAGCUUUGAGUGCAGUACAGACAUGCAGAUUUCUCAGUAAUAGAAACUACAACAAUCACAGAGCAGGAAUCUGCUUUUUUGGAACAUUUCAAGUUGGGACUGAUGUCAUUAUCAAUGAAUUGAUUUUUGACUCGAGACCACCUUUACAUAAAGACAUGGAUUGCAAAAGUGUUGUCAGUAACACCUAA